Molecule: messenger RNA, 1131 nt
Organism: Miscanthus lutarioriparius
Lineage: Eukaryota; Viridiplantae; Streptophyta; Magnoliopsida; Poales; Poaceae
Source: the annotation of a GenBank genome assembly
AUGGCCGCCGACGACCCGUGGUCCUCCCGCGCGGAGCACUACAGGGCGAGGCGCGGCGGCUGCAGUGCACGCUCGGGAAGGCGGCGGCCGUCGCCAGGGCCAUCGAGGCCGCCGCGCCGGGGUCGUCGCGGGCACCGACCGCUCCGACUCGCCGCGGUCGGCGGACGAGAGCUCCGGCGGGACGACGACGGUCGCGACGGAGGUGCAGGAGCGCCAGAGCAUGUGCAAGAGAAGAACAAUAGAGUAUGUUCUGGUGGAUAUAUUAUUGCGUUAGGAUUUAAUAUGAUCACAGAAUCCUGGAAGCAACGGAAAGGUCUACCAAGAUGGACCGCGAAACUCCGAGUGCCAGAUGCAAGCUUGGAGGCCACCCCGGACGACGGCUUCAGCUGGAGAAAGUACGGCCAGAAGCACAUCCUCGGCGCCAAGUUUCCCAGGGGCUACUAUCGGUGUACGUACCGCACCGCGCAGGCGUGCGCCGCCACGAAGCAGGUGCAGCGCUCGGACACCGACCUGUGCGUGUUCGACGUCACGUACCAGGGCGAGCACACCUGCCACCAGAAGCAGCGCGCCACCGUGGCCGCGGCCGCGGCCGCGCACGGCGGGAGCCAGUCGCCGCCGCCUGAGCCGCUGGAGCAGCAGCAGGACCCGAGCAUGCAGCUGCUGGGGAUGGGCUUCAAGCGCGUCCUCAAGGUGGAGACGGCGGGGCUCCACGACCACGACCGCGACCGCGACCGCGGCCCCGCCUCCGCGCCCGCCGCGUCCUUCUCCUUCUCCUUCCCCUCCAUGCCGCCUUUCCACCAUCCCGGCGACGCGACGACGGACAAUAACCCCGCCGCCGCGGCAGCGGCAGCGGCGGCGCCCUUCUCGCUGCCCGCGUCGAGCUACUUUCCUGCGCCGCAGCACCCGGUGGUGGUGGACGGGAGCUGCUACGACGUCGUCUACGACUAUGAGGCUCCGGGGGCGCGCAUACACGGGGCGGAGUCGUCGGAGCUCGGCGAGGUCGUCACCAGGGCGAUCACCGCCCCCGCCGCGUUCGACUACUCGUCACUCUUCCACCACCAGGCUGAGCUCGACGACCCGCACCUGCCGUUUCCGCCAUUUGGCGGCCCGCCCCACGGACCAUACCAGUAG